AUGAUGCUUGUUAGGGGCAGACUCAUGCCCUGUGUGUGUUUGGCAGUUCUUGGCCUCCUGUGCUGGGUCUGGGUGUCCUUUGCCUCUUUAGCGGAUGAACAGCUGCCCAUGGAGGCCUGGGAGGCAGCAAACCAUGCAGUCUUUCAGCCCCAGAGUGCUUUAUCAGAGAUGGAGUUUGCUUCCAUCAGUUCAUAUCGAGGUCCAGGCAACAAUGACCACCGCAGCAACAAGGAGCUUCCCAUUCUGCUUUGGUGGAGCGGAGGAUUGUUCCCACAUUUCCCUGGAGACACUGAGCGCAUAGACUGUGCCAGAUCCUCCUGUCUGGUGACAAGCAACCGCAAGGUGCAGAUGUACAAAAGGACUGCAUCCAUUAUCUUCUAUGGCACAGACUUCCGUGCAUAUGAAGCACCACUCCCUCGACUCAAGCACCAGACCUGGGCCCUUUUCCACGAAGAGUCGCCAAUGAAUAAUUACUUCCUCUCGCAUGGACCAGGAAUCCGACUGUUUAAUUAUACUGCUACUUUUCGGAGGGAGUCUGACUACCCCCUGACCCUGCAGUGGCUGCCCUCUCUGGACUACCUACUCAGGCCCACAUCAGUGUCUCUGGAGGAGAAAAACCGUUUGAGGAGAGAAGGUCUGGCCCCUGUGCUGUACAUGCAGUCUCACUGUGAUGUGCCCUCGAACAGAGACCGAUACGUCCAGGAGCUGAUGAAGCACAUAGAGGUAGAUUCUUAUGGAAAAUGCCUUAACAACAAAGCCAUGCCUGGACAUCUAGAAGACACAUCCACUGCCACUGGAGAGAAUCCAAAUUUCAUGAACUUUGUGGCACGGUACAAAUUCCAUUUGGCUUUGGAGAAUGGCUUAUGUCCAGACUACAUGACUGAAAAACUGUGGCGGCCUCUUCACCAAGGCUGCGUGCCCAUCUAUCGUGGCUCUGCGCUGGUGGCAGACUGGAUGCCCACCCAGCACUCGGUGAUAAUCAUUGAUGACUUCCCUUCACCAAAAGCGCUCGCAGACUUUAUCAAAUAUCUGGAUGAGAAUGAUGAAGAGUAUGAAAAAUAUCUACAAUUCAAGAACCCCAAGACUAUAGCCAACACUAGAUUAUUGGAGGCCUUGGAGACUAGAGAAUGGGGAGUAAAUGACAUGAGUAAACCGAACUAUCUGAAUGGAUUUGAAUGCUAUGUCUGUGAUCAGGAGAACAUGAGACUUGCAUCAGAAAAAGCUCACAAAAAAGCCCGUAUGGUAGAUCCACUUCCACCUAAAAUGGCUAAUAACUCUCACAUGGGGUGUCCCCUGCCUCAGCCUGGAUAUGGAGAUGUCCAGGACCUGCCAGAGGAUGAUGGAUGGUUGCAAAUAUGGCCUCAGGAUUACUGGCAGAGCCUGGACCAAGCCGAAGGGCUGGAGUCUCUGAUAAGACAUAACGAGUCGGACCCUUCUCUGCUCUGGAAGCACAUCCAAAAUAUAGCUGUGAGCCGAUCCAGGGGACACCACUGA
Knipowitschia caucasica is the source of this 1494-nucleotide messenger RNA. NCBI's taxonomy places the organism in Eukaryota, Metazoa, Chordata, Actinopteri, Gobiiformes, Gobiidae. The record is from the annotation of a GenBank genome assembly.